CGCGUUACUCUGUUUUUAUAUUUAUAUCUAUCAGUCUCCUUUUUUCCCCCUGUCUCUGUUUCUCUCUUUCUCUCCUCCUCCUCCUCUGCGCACUCUCUCUCCUUUAACGAUUAUUAUUACUCUGGUGGGACUACAAGUUCUAAAUAAUAACCAAAGAUUUCGUGAGAAUGUGGCCUAACCAAAAGUGUUAAGUUUUGGAUGUUAUUUGGAUUAAAGCUAAACUAAGUCAACAAGCCCCCCCUCCUCUCUCCGUCUUGUAAUUGAAACACACUCCAUACACGAGCGAUAAGCUUUUUUGCAUUGAAAAGUUGCGAGUGGUGUGUAUCUUGCUGACUGUUUCGACACCAUGGUACUCUCCCAAAGACAGCGUGAGGAACUGAACAAAGCAGUUGCGGAUUAUCUUAGUGCCAAUGGAUACCUGAACUCUUUAGAUGCAUUCCAAAAGGAGACAGAAAUGCCAGGAGAGAUUGACAAGAAAUAUGCUGGGUUACUUGAGAAGAAGUGGACCUCAGUCAUCCGACUACAGAAAAAGGUGAUGGACCUUGAAUCCAAAUUAGUUGAAGCGGAGAAAGAGGUGAAUGCCGGAGCCCCGACUCGUGGCAACAGAAGUCCUACAGAAUGGAUCCCUAGACCCCCAGAAAGAUAUGAACUAAAAGGCCACAGAAGCCCAAUUACCAAAGUCUUAUUUCAUCCACUAUACAGUUUACUUGUGUCUGCAAGUGAAGACGCCACCAUUAAGGUGUGGGAUUUCGAGACUGGGGAUUAUGAAAGAUCAUUAAAAGGACAUACAGACUCUGUUCAGGAUAUCGCUUUUGAUCACACUGGAAAACUGCUGGCCUCCUGCUCAGCUGAUAUGUCUAUAAAACUCUGGGAUUUUAAUGGUUAUGAUUGUAUCAGAACUAUGCACGGACACGACCAUAAUGUUUCGAGUGUAACAUUUAUGCCUAGUGGAGACCACAUUGUCACAUCAUCACGUGACAAAACUAUAAAAAUGUGGGAAAUUGCUACUGGAUAUUGUGUGAAAACUUUUUGUGGCCAUCGGGAGUGGGUUAGGAUGGUGCGGGUUUGUGCCGAUGGUUCCUUGUUGGCUAGCUGUUCAAAUGAUCAGACUGUGAGGGUGUGGGUUGCUGCCACUGCAGAAUGCAAAGCAGAGCUGCGUGAACAUGAACACGUUGUGGAGUGUAUUGCCUGGGCUCCUGACGGUUCCCACUCUAGCAUCAAUGAAGCUCUUGGCAACAGCCCAAAGAAGGGAAAUAGAAGUGGUCCCUUCUUACUUUCGGGAUCUCGAGACAAAACAAUCAAAAUGUGGGAUGUUGGAACUGGUCUCUGUCUCUUCACAUUGGUUGGCCAUGACAACUGGGUACGUGGUUUGGUGUUCCACCCUGGUGGCAAAUUCAUUCUAAGUGCAUCUGAUGACAAGACUAUCAGAACCUGGGAUAUCAAGAAUAAACGCAACCAGAAGACACUAAAUGCCCACCAGCAUUUUGUUACAUCAUUAGAUAUGCACAAGACUGCUCCUUACGUAAUAUCUGGCAGUGUGGACCAAUCUGUGAAAGUAUGGGAGUGUCGCUAAAGUGGCAAGUGUGCACUUGGAGUUUUUUUUUAUGGUCUUGGUGUGUUUUGGCGAAAGUCACCCACUAGCCGGCUGGUUACGUUGGCAUGACUGAUGAAUGAACGAAUAAA
Molecule: messenger RNA, 1683 nt
Organism: Octopus bimaculoides (California two-spot octopus)
Lineage: Eukaryota; Metazoa; Mollusca; Cephalopoda; Octopoda; Octopodidae
Product: lissencephaly-1 homolog
Molecular function (GO): protein binding
Source: RefSeq, a predicted model, not a curated record